Gymnodraco acuticeps is the source of this 2692-nucleotide messenger RNA. Its product is annotated as outer dense fiber protein 2-like. The record is from RefSeq and is a predicted model, not a curated record. The transcript is spliced from 17 exons. Bases 68 to 2122 code for a protein of 684 amino acids. Lineage: Eukaryota; Metazoa; Chordata; Actinopteri; Perciformes; Bathydraconidae. Gene Ontology annotation, cellular component: ciliary basal body; centrosome. Gene Ontology annotation, biological process: negative regulation of cilium assembly.
CUUCAGUUUGGAGUAGCGUUGUUAACAACCACAACCGACAUAAGGCAAACGCGUAGUAGUAAGAGGCAUGUCUCCAGAGGAUGAACUCCAUAGUCCCCCCCUUGGUUUCAGCUCUACCAGGGAUGAUGGCACUCUGAGCUGUGGAGAUCUAGCUAUCUCUCGUGAGCUGGGGGGAAGAAGCAAGACAUGCAACAGUUCCCACACAAGAACCCCAGAGGCGGACAUCAACUGUUUUGGAGACUCUGCCGAUGGAAAAAGUCCCUUCCUGAAAACACUGAUGGACGCAGAAGCAGCUGCUAACUCUGCUGCCAUACAACUUGUGUCUUUUAAAGACGCCAUGGAAGAUGAAUUUUCCGAUUCAAAACAGUCUGCCAUUGAUAAGCACAGAAUAACAAGGCAAAGAGGACUUUUGCUCGAGAAGUUGGAGAAUUUUAGAAGAAUAAAUAAGUCUGUCCGACAGAAACUGAAACAGCUCCAAGAUGCAGAGGCUUAUCGAAUUGAUGCGGACAAAAAAACUGACAUCCUGUUGAAGAGGAUCACACAGGCUGAGAGUGAAAAUGAGCAUUUAAAAAGACACUUGAGUGAGACAGAAAGAAAAAUAGAAGACAUGAUGAAUCUGCGCCGAGAAGACCAGGAGAACAUAAAGAGUGCAGUUCAAGUGAACAAGUCUGUGGAGGCGACUCGGGCUCACCUGCAGGGGCAGCUGCGCAACAAGGAAGCUGAGAACAACCGUCUGACUGUGCAGCUCCGGACUGUGGAGAGAACCAUGACCGAGCAAAAGAUGGAGAUUGAUGAUCUGAAAGCUUCCAUCCCAUCUUUGAGUGAGAAGGCAGCAAAGGACAAAGACUCUCUAAAGAAAGCCUGCCGGGCACAGAAGCAGAGAGCUGAGAGAUUUGAAGCCGCUAUUGAGAAAUGCUAUACACAGAUGCGUGAAAAGGAUGCUCAGAUAGCCAAGGCCCGUUUAGAAAGAGACUCCAGGAGACAGCAGAAAGAGCAGGAGUCAGAUGAGAGAGACAAACUUGUAGUUCAAAUAGAGGUCUUGAAAAGCAAAGUUAAGGACAUGACAGCAAGGCUGCGGAUGGACAAGGAGGAUCUCACUGCAGCGAAUGAAACUGUGAUGCAACGUGUUGAAAAACUCAGCGCUGAAAACGGAGACCUACACAUCAAUAAUACAACACUCAAGGUAUCUGUUGCUAAGAUGGAGCAGCAGCUGGCUGAGUGUGAGUCCGCCUUGAUAGAGGAGAAGCUGUUGUCUCAGGAGAGCAAACAUCAAGCCGCACAGUGCCAAUCUCAGGUCUCAGAGCUCCAAGCAGAGUUAGAUGAACUGAGGAUACAAUAUGCAAACCUUAUAAACGAUACAGAGAAGACACAAGAUGGAAAAGAUACAGAAGUAAAGAAGGUGAGGCAGGAGCUGCAGGGGCGCGUGGACAAACUGGAGCGUUACCCCGAGUUACUGAGCGCAGCCGAGCAGAGUCUCUUCGAGUGCCAGGAGAACCUGCGACGCUCGGAGAGGAAGUGCUCAGAACAGUCAGAGUCCGUUAGACAACUGCAGGUUAAGAUGGAGAGUCAGACACAAUUACUGACAUCCUCUGUGGAGAUGAAGGAGUCCAUUGUUGAUGCCAAUUUACAACUGCAAGAGACGGUGAAUUCCCUCCAAAAGAAGAUGGACAAGCUGCAGCAGGAGAACCUGGAGCUGGUGAGGAGGCUGGCAGCUCAGGAGGAGGGUCUGAGCUACAGCAGCCGGCAGCUGGACCAGCGCUCCUCAGAGAGCCAGGCCAUCAGCCGGCAGCUGGAGAAUGCCCUGUCAGACGUCAGGCUGCAGGUCAAUAAGGUAAAAGACCAGGCUGUCUCCAGAGAAGAGACGCUUCAGGCCAAAAUCCUGGAGCUGGAAUCCGAGAAGAGCAGAAGAGAUAACGAGCUGAGGAAUAUACGCCAGAGCAAGCUCACUGCAGAGAAACGGUUUGAGGUUCGUCUGAAGGACCUGCAGCUCAGCCUGGACCAAUCAGAGAGCCACAAGCAGAGCAUUCAGAAUUACGUAGAUUUCCUCAAAAACUCGUACCAGACCAUGUUUGACGAGGGACUGCAAUCAUCAUGUUUUGAGUCAGCAUAUUUUCUAAAAUGAUUAAGGAUUUAUUUGCUUGCAUUUAUCAUUUUUAUUUAUUUAAUUUGUGUACUAUAAUAUUUAUACAUUCUUUUUUGAAAAAGGUGAUUGAAGGCAAUACUUUUUAAAAUAUUUACUUCUACAAUUAGCUGACAAUCUUGAACAAUUUCCUUCCAGAAAUCAGGGACAAUUCUAGGGACUGGGAGUUUCUGUAUCAGCUUUUAGCUCAAAAGACAUGACAUUGUAUGAAUAUGAACUCAUGGUGCUUCUGUAUCCUAUUCCCAUUGGACGAGUCAGUUCCAAAAAAUGUUGUGUGGAUAUUAUUGACAGAUUUAUUUAGAGUUACUCAAAGUAGCCACAGAUGUUUAAAGAGUUGUGAGUUGGUAACAGACAUGUGCUGCUUUUCUGUGUUUAUGAUUUUAAAUGAAAUACCUUGGGGUUUUGGACUGUUGGAUUAAUAAAACAAGCAAUAUUAAGAUGUGAGGUAGGGCUUGGAGUAACUAAAAGCCACAAUUGCUUCACAAUUUCUGAUAUGUAUAGACUGAAAUAAUGAAUCCAAAAUAAAAGCUGUAUAACAGUAAUGGGCCACAA